AGCAACGUGUACUAUCACCAGGCUUGCAGCAGCAGCCACCUCUCACCUCUCUGUCUCCGAUCUGCACCUGUCUACCCUACCUGAACCCUGUCACUGGACGGUCCCGUACCCAGGACACCUGAGCGAGCAGAAUUUAAUGUAUUAUAGCCAGAGGACACAAUCUGGGAAGAACAUCAAUAUAUCGGCCGUACUUUCUCUAAAACAUGAAGACAAAGGCAAGAACAGCAAGACGAAGGCUGGAAAUUGAUCUGGAAGAUGACGACAGCCCAGCCCAGCAAACUUCAAGUGAGGAUGAUAAUGAUAAGUGUUACGUCUACAAAGAGAAGAAUAAAGACAAAAGCCAGGAGCCGGGUAAAAGCACAAUUAGGAGGAGAAGACAACCACCCCAGGGUAAGGAACACAGUGUCCGCAGGCUGGAGAGCAAUGAGCGUGAGAGGCAACGGAUGCAUAAGCUGAACAAUGCCUUUCAGGCGCUAAGAGAAGUCAUCCCACACGUCAGGGCAGAGAAGAAACUCUCCAAAAUUGAGACACUCACAUUAGCCAAGAAUUAUAUAAACACUUUAACUGCUACCAUACUGAACAUGUCCAGCGGAUGCUUACCUGGUGUGCAGGACACCGAUACAGGGGGAGGUGGGAAGUUCUACCAGCACUACCAGCAACAGCACGGAGAGGAAGACGAUGAACACUUAGAAAAGUACUCUACGCAAAUCCACAGCUUCAGACAGGGCAGCUGAUGUCCGAAACCAUGGACUGUUUUUAUUUUACUAUUAGGCACAUUGCAGAGAAAAUGUAAGACUCUAUUAUACUAUGAACAUAUAGAUACACCUACUGUAGGUACAAGGAAAGAGAAAUGUUGCUUUUAUGACCAAUCAUGGGCACUUUACUUAGCAGUUCUGAUUACAUUGUUGAUUAUUUGUGGAGAGUUAGAACCGGGUGCAGAUAAAUAUUAUGUGGGUUAUUGCAGAAUUAAGGUACUGAGACCUUAGUGGUCCUCCAUUGUUUUUCUUAUUAAUAUUGUAUUAUUAUUACUAAUCAUUCCUUUUGGUUUCAGAAUAAGAAAGGGGCUUUGGUGGGUUAGAUAAUGUAAUCGAAUUACUAUUUAGAAAAAGUGCAUGUAAACUAUAUGUAUUACCUGUGUAUUUGCGUGCACACAUUAGUGUGUGUAUAUACUAUAUGUACGGUAUGUAUAAUUCAUACUAUACAUUUUAGUCUUCUGUUGUAUAAGAUCACCAAUUACUGGUGACUUGCUGUUGGAUGUCGGCAUCAUCUGCGUCUAAAGUGGCCUGCCAGCCAUCACAUUACAUAGCAAAAUAAAGGAACGUAGUUUUUUUGCGAUGUACUUACUACAGUAUAUCACAACUACGGUCAAUAGUUUUAUAUUUAUUACAAUACGCAUUCUAUGGUAAUAUCUUAAAUUGGUUUCUCAUUGAGACAUUGGUGUCUAUUCAUGAAGCAGUGAAAAGAGUGGAGAAGCGAGCCUGUGGAGAAGUUGCCCUUGGCAACCAAUCAGCUGUUCCAUACAAUUGUAUAGUAUGUAAAUUAUAAAUGUUACUUCAAUGUUGAUUGGUUGCCAUGGGCAACCUCUCCACACUUUUCACUGCUUCAUGAAUAGACCCCUAGGGGUGGUAACCAAUUACACGCAAUAGUGCUGCAGCCACAGGGUUUUUGGGGUUUUUUGCAAUUUUUUUAAUCACCCCUAUCCUAUUGCUUCGCACGAAAAACCCACCUUUUUUGUGUGACAAAACAUAGGUUCUGUGAAAAGCCGCAGACCUAUGUUUUCUUGCAUCAGGCAGGUGAUAGCAAUCCCCGAUAAGUGCCAGCAUUGGGGUAUAAGUGCUGGCCAUCAGGGCUAAUAGGAUUCCCUGGAGGAGGGGGGGGGGGGGCAGGGCAGGAGAUAUAAAGCACUUACCAGUCAGCUCCUAACUGCCAUGUUACAGGCUGGGUUUGAGAAAUGACAGGAGCUGAUUAGUUGGUAGUUUAUCUCUCUAUGCUUUAUCUUUCUCCAUGCUUUGAUGAAGACCCCCAUAAAGGGCCUAUUAAGACAUGUCUAAUUUUUGCCCCAAACUCUAUAACUUCCUAUUGCCGUAUAUUGCAGAGAUAGGAAAUUAGUUUCCAAACCCGUUAUAAAAAAAAACCCUCCAGCCGACACAGCGCCCCCUCCAGCCGGGACAGCACCCCCUCCAGCCGGGACAGCGUCUCUGAUAUGAGGUAAUCUCAGAGGAGAGUGAAUAGUAAUGUGACAGCAUUAUCUGAGGUCAGACCCAGGUUACCUACAGCGCAUACAUGGCCAUUGUGCUGGUGGGAAGAGUCCUGUCUGGCACACCUGUAGCCUAUAGCUUGUCAGAGUUUAGUAAAUUAGCUCAGACUUCAGUUUCGUAGGGAAUAACAGGGACUGUGGUCAACAGUGUUGGUUUGCUGAAUAUAUAGACUUUUUUGUUGAAUUGUAGGAACACUUAAAACUGCCUGAACCAUGCAGAAACACAUUUACACCUGCUUUUAAGUAGUGUAUGGUCUGUGAUAUUCUUGAGAAACACUGGAAAACUGUGAUCAAAUGCAAUUAUCUUUCUGUAAGAACACCCUAUAUAAUUAGCAGGAACUGUAACUCUCUACAGGACCGUAGCACAAUGUAAAUGUUAAAUCACAUCCAAACGUGGUUUGUGUGAAACAUCAGGUUUAUACAGCCAGGAAGGACUUUGCUGCAGAUGCAGUUGUCUACUUACACAAGCCACUCUACUGACAAUAUACAGUAUAUACUGUACUUGUAUAGUUUGCUCCCUUGGAACUGAGAUAGUCAUAAACUGAACAUGUUGCUACAGUAUAACAGGGGAGUAAGGGAAGUGGGUGCUGGCCAAACUAUGGUGUGACAGGCACCAGCCUACGGCAUGCCUUACUCUGUGGUGCGACAAUGACCACUCAAUUUUGUAUCCAAUCAUGUAAUGGUAAAUUGCACUAUGUUACUUAGCGAUUUGACUCCUCCCAUUGUGACAUCAGCACAUGCCUAAAUAAGCCCCUCCCUUUCAGAGACUCAAACUUAGAGCUUCAAUUAGCAGCAGCAGCAUGAUGUUUCUGCACAUAUUACAAGCACAGUAAUAAUAAGUCGUUAUUGUGUUUGCUCAUUUAAGGACUAUUUAUGAGCGUGAUCCUUAUCAUGAGGUCUUGUAACUGCAUACCUGUGGGUACACUGCACACUGAGAAUUGCAUCUAAUAGAAUCACCUCCAGAGUGACUCAGUGACAUCACUAGUUCUCUGUGUCAGGUGACCGGCGUCGGUCUUCUGACCAGUGUCAGGAUUCCAACUGCCAGCUUCCCGAAAGCAGGUAUGCUGACCAAAAUCUCUAGUGAAUUCAUAGACUGAAUAUUCGUUCUAUCCUCAAAUGAGUGGUCUCCACUGUUUUUAGGCAACACAUCUAGCCCUGCCAGUAUCAUCUUUUCAUAACACCCUUUCAGGAGAACGUAUGAAAUCAUGGGGUGGAAUAGCUUGAUGUUGCCGGCUGCAUCUUUUAGCAGGCCGGACAAGGGGGGGGGUCAUUCCGAGUUGUUCGCUCGUUGCCGAUUUUUGCAACGGAGAGAUUAAGGCUAAAAUGCGCAUGCGCAUGGCACGCAGUGCGCAUGCGCUAAGUAUUUUAGCACAAAACUUUGUAGAUUUACUCACGUCGGAAUGAAGAAUAUUCAUCGUUGAAGUGAUCGGAGUGUGAUUGACAGGAAGUGGGUGCUUCUGGGCGGAAACUGGCCGUUUUCUGGGAGUGUGCGGAAAAACGCAGGCGUGUCAGGGAAAAACGCGGGAGUGUCUGGAGAAACGGGGGAGUGGCUGGCCGAACGCUGGGCGUGUGUGUGACGUCAAACCAGGAACGAAACGGCCUGAGCUGAUUGCAAUCUGUGAGUAGGUCUGGAGCUACUCAGAAACUGCUAAGAACUUUCUAUUCGCAAUUCUGCGAAUCUUUCGUUUGCUAUUCUGCUAAGCUAAGAUACACUCCCAGAGGGCGACGGCCUAGCGUGUGCAAUGCUGCUAAAAUCUGCUAGCGAACGAACAACUCGGAAUCACCCCCACUGUGCAUUAUGCAACAAUUCAUCAUACUCAUUCAAUGAUCAUGGAGAGCUGCUCUUCAUAGGCAAGUCAGAUGCCUUAAUGGGUCUAUUAUUCUCCUCUGGGAGUCCUCCCAAUAAUGCAGGAGUCUCCGGAAACUACAGUAUAGACAACAAGUGCUAAAUAAGCAGGUUUUUAAAAGAAGAGGUUGUAAAACAAAUUAAAAAACAAAACAAAAAGUGUUCCCCCUUCCCCCCUCUGAUUCUUAUGAACCUUUUCUGAAUAUCCUUCUCUACUGAUCAUUACCUUUCACAAGCUGAAUGUGAAGUGGUCGUGGCUUAAUGUUUCAGAAUAGUUGUUUUAUGGAGAAUUUACUUUUAGAAGUUCAUUUUGAACAUGAGAAACGUAAUUAUGUAUUUUUUUGUAAAUAAAUAGCAGCUACUUUGUAAUAGGUUUUAACAAGAAAUGUCAUCAGUUACUUAAAACAAACACACCAAUAUAAAAAAAAACCCUACAUUGUAUUUGUCUUCUUUUAAAAGUUGAUAAAUUCGCAGAGACGUUUUCAGAGCUUUGUCUGUGAAUAUGGCUAACUUUGUGCUGCAACAAAAACAACACAUUUGUGAAAGGAGGGGAUGGAGGUCUGUAUGCAGGGGUGUAGUACGGCUGACCGGCGGUCUCCUGACUGCCGGUCAGCUUACCGACGCCGGGAUCCCGGCAGCAU
This is a messenger RNA of Pseudophryne corroboree (corroboree frog), 4744 nucleotides long. RefSeq names its product basic helix-loop-helix family member a15 (gene BHLHA15). Gene Ontology annotation, molecular function: E-box binding; protein dimerization activity; DNA-binding transcription factor activity, RNA polymerase II-specific. Gene Ontology annotation, biological process: positive regulation of transcription by RNA polymerase II; sensory organ development; axon development. Gene Ontology annotation, cellular component: nucleus. The coding region runs from base 204 to 734 and encodes 176 amino acids. The transcript is spliced from 2 exons. The record is from RefSeq and is a predicted model, not a curated record. NCBI's taxonomy places the organism in Eukaryota, Metazoa, Chordata, Amphibia, Anura, Myobatrachidae.